AUGGCUCAGUCUAUUGCAGAUGAUAUUAAAUCGCUGUCACAGCCAUCUACUGACAAUACUGUUGAUCUAGAUGCGUUCUUCAGAGAACAAUUUAGUGUCACGUAUGAUCUCCUGGCUUCCGUUAACGAUGCUAAGAAGCCUACGAAGGCUCAAGCAUUUUACUUGAUGUUUCCCGCCGAGUCCGAAGUAGUGCAGCAAGAGUACGAACUUAUGCACGAAUUUCUGAAGAGGCACAAUGCUGUGACCUAUUCGAGUCGACUUCCGGAAGAUUGGGAGAGAUUUGCACGUACAAUACAGAAGGGAGUUGUCUUGGCUCAUCAAAGCUUUAUGAAUUACCAUGCCCUACCUUACUUCAAGGAACUGAUCCAGCGAAACGUCAGCUUCUGGAGCCUUUCUUUAACUAGGCCACUGCAACACGCUGACCACUCCUCGCAUUUUCAACGCAUAUUCCCUCAUGGCGGUGUCAUUCUAAUUACAGAAGACUUCGUGCUUAGGGACCCAGAGGCCACGCUCGUCAUCCUGGCGUGGCUAAAGGAUUGGAUAAGGCAGAAAUUCCAGGGGAGCUGGAAGGUCAUGUUCCGUCCAAAUAUCCUGGACUGGCUCCUGAAGCAACCUGAACCUAAGGAUCCGUUGAGACAGGGAAUAUGGUUGAGCAUGUAUGCUCUGAUCGUUCAAUUAAACACUGGCGUGGUAGGCGAUGAGCACCACGAAGAUCCUGUGAUUUCACUCGACGCCAUCCCGCUCUAUGGGUCUCGCACUGAAGACGAUGAUGCAAGUAUACCGAAAGGGCUCACACAGGAGCAAAGGAAUACCGACCACCUUGCAGAGUUUUUUGCCGGUUGGGCGAUACCUGGGAACAUGUUGAGAUCAGAUAUGGUGCAAAAAAAAUCUAUGAGCACCUUCGAGGUUGAUUACAAGACAUACUGGGACAAAGUGAAGCCUAGGCUAGGCAAACUAGGUCUAUCGUCAGAGGCGAAAUCCCAAAAUCAGAAUCCCGCCUAUACCCCUCGGACCCCUGGAGCGAAUGGUCCUUCAGCCGAUGGGUUGGAUGUCUCGAGGCUCGGCGGCUUUCCUCACGGUUCUUUGAGGCUGAAAUACCCUCAACCGUACCAAUGA
This is a messenger RNA of Aspergillus fischeri NRRL 181, 1116 nucleotides long. RefSeq lists its product as uncharacterized. The coding region runs from base 1 to 1116 and encodes 371 amino acids. NCBI's taxonomy places the organism in Eukaryota, Fungi, Ascomycota, Eurotiomycetes, Eurotiales, Aspergillaceae. The record is from RefSeq and is a predicted model, not a curated record. The transcript has 4 exons.